AUGAAUAAACAUAGAAGCGCCAGCCAGCGCGAGAUCCAGCACCUGCGUGCCCUCGUGGAACAGCAGCAGCACCAGCUCACCCACAUGCAGGCAUACCAGCCGCAGCACUUUGCUGAGCCUCCGAGCCCGAGUCUUAACCCGGAUCCUGCCUACCACAAUGCAUACCAACUCUCAGGAGCUGCACAGCAAUCAGCCAUGAUAUCCGGCUGCAUGGUUCGAAGUAAAACCUCGCCUCGCUCAAAUCAGGUCAACGCGCAACAGCGGCCAGCACCGCUCCCUACACGCCACUCGGACGUCGUCCACCCUUCAAAGAGGCCCCGGACUGUGCCCGCCGCCAGCAGCAUGGCUAUGGCGCGCUCUAUAUCUGAGGGCACCCCUUUCACGGGAAGUGCGCGCGUCCCUGCACUGCCACGUUCACGAAAUCUUCCCACGCACGCUGCUGGGCCGUCAAAUUCAAUGCACUCUCGGCAAGACAGCCUCCAAGGCAGCUCAAACAUGUUUGACCGACAUCAGUGGCCCGGUAGGCAGGACAUGCCUUCAGUGCCCGAAGUCGGUCUCACGUCAGGCUCUGCCCUCAUUGACCCCGAGAUCUACCUGGCGAGUCUUCCCUGCGCAGACGAUUCUGCAGCGUCCUUUGGAACUUCUCUCACCUCUCAGCCUUUCGAUGAGAACAUGCCCUUUUCUCUGCAGAACAUGUCGACGUGCGGAUCCAUGACCUCUGGCCCGUCCUACACAAACGACACCGUCCCCAUGACCCGGGAGAACAGCCUGUUUGACCAUCAGUCCAUAACUGGUGCUGUCGAUAUGAUCCAGAUUGGCUCGCAGAUGUCACACCAGAGUGCUAGCUCCUACCCAUUCACGCAGAGCUCCGGGUCGGGAGAGGAUUUCAGCCCUCUGAGCAAGAAACAGUACUUGCACAACGACUCUCUCAACGCCAUUGGCUCGAGCAUGGGCCAGCCAUCUUCGAACCAGUAUGCCGAACUUCCUAGUGAUCUCAACUCGGCAAGCAUGGAACGGUCAAUCUCGGACGUCAGCUUCGACAGCAGCAGGUCGUCCACCAUUCGAGCCAAGGAGACGCUGAGAGAACAGACUGCCAGAGCCGGUAAGACUGCGCUUGCACCGAAGCCCAACGAUGACUCGACAGACAGCAGUCCUACCAGCAAAAAGGAUGGCAAAGCCAGUAUUCCCAAGGCGAAGUACGUUCGUCCUAGGCAGCCGCGGGUGUUCUGCACGGAAUGUACCGAGCACCCGGAGGGCUUCCGAGGCGACCACGAACUUCGCCGCCAUCGCGAUGCAAAGCACCAAAGCCUGGUUAGAAAAUGGAUGUGCGUUGACCCGGAAAGUCGCGGCCUUCCGCCUGGCGUGGCGGUGGUGAACCCCCUCUCGAAGUGUAAGGCAUGCAAGGCGAACAAGAAGUACGGCGCCUACUACAAUGCCGCUGCGCAUCUUCGCCGUACACACUUCAAGGAGAAGCCAUCCCGGCAAAAGAACAAGCGCAACUCGACCUCCGAAGACCGCCGUGGUGGCAAAGGUGGCGGUGACUGGCCCUCCAUGAGCGAGCUCAAGAACUGGAUGACUGAAGUCUGGGUCAACGCUCACGACGAUGCGUGCGAGGUCGACGAGGACUUGGAUGAAGACAACUCGCACAACAUCUCAGCAUCUCUCACGGAUCCUCCUUUCCACGCCGUAGUCGACUUCAACUACCCGAUGCCGACUCAGAACCCCAGCGUCAUGCACGUGCUUCCUACUGGCAUGUCCAAGGGAAUGGUCAUGUCGACCGACGGCUUCGGCUCUAGCCAUCCGGGUCAAAUGCACUUCAACUAUGGAUCCAACUUUGACGGCUAUGGAGCCCAGGAACUCAUGAGCCAUGGUCCGUUUGGACCGACUGCGAUCUCCAUGGUGCCUCACUCAGGGUUGAACGGCCUGGCGAUUGAUGACAUGGGUUUCGAGAUGGUUUAUCCUCAGUAA
This is a messenger RNA of Microdochium trichocladiopsis, 1968 nucleotides long. RefSeq lists its product as uncharacterized. Bases 1 to 1968 code for a protein of 655 amino acids. Lineage: Eukaryota; Fungi; Ascomycota; Sordariomycetes; Xylariales; Microdochiaceae. The transcript has 2 exons. The record is from RefSeq and is a predicted model, not a curated record.